AUGUUCCUCGUUAUCGAGUCGGAUCUCAGUCACAAUCAAAUCGCAAUGAUUGGGCCAAAAACUCUGAGGGGGGUGUCUGCUUUGAAGCACUUAUUACUUGAUAAUAAUGUACUGACGUGCAUUGACGAAAGUGCUAUUAGAGAACUGAAAGACUUGGAAAUUCUAACAUUGAACAACAACAAACUAACAACCCUUGGGAAAGAGAUGUUAUUUGGUUUAGCGCGAUUGCGUACCUUGAAACUCACGGACAACUUUCUAGUUUGUGACUGUCAUCUAGCCUGGCUGUCACGCCAUCUAAAGAGUGUUCCGCGGCUUGGACAGCAUACGAAAUGUGCCGCGCCGGCUCAUCUCAAGGGACAGAAUCUCGUCGAUUUGCAAGAGCACGAGUUCAAGUGCCCAGGCCUUGUAGAAGUUCGGACUGGAUCCGAGUGUACUGCUGAACCUCAGUGUCCACAUCCGUGCAGAUGUGCCAAUGGAAUUGUCAAUUGUCGCGAGAGUUCUUUGGAAAAAGUACCAACUCAUCUCCCUGAGGACACCACUGAAUUGCGGCUUGAGCAAAAUAGCAUUACGGAAAUUCCGCCGAAGGCGUUCUCACCUUAUAGAAAAUUAUCGAGAAUUGAUUUAAGUAAUAAUAAAAUAAAAAAAGUUGCUGCUGACGCUUUCCAUGGAUUAAAGUCUCUUGAAUCUCUAGUAUUGUACGGUAAUCAAAUAACCGAACUACCUGGUGGAGUAUUCCAAGGACUAACUAGUUUGCAAUUACUUCUACUAAAUGCCAACGAUAUUUCCUGUAUACGUACCGAUCUAUUUCGUGACCUCACCAGUUUAACAUUGCUAUCACUCUACGAUAAUAACAUUAAAUCACUUGCCAAUGGAACUUUUGCCAAUCUGCGUAGCAUCAGAACACUACAUUUAGCGAAAAAUCCGUUUAUUUGCGAUUGCAACUUACGGUGGCUGAGCUUGUAUCUCCACGAGCAUCCAAUCGAAACAUCCGGGGCUAAAUGUGAAUCUCCCAAACGAGCUGCUAAGCGAAAGAUUGACGUUAUGCGGGACGAAAAGUUCAAAUGUAAGGGUGACGAAAAGUUACUGACCAAGAGAGCCGGUGAGUGUAUUCUACCAGGAGCUUGUCCAUCACCUUGUACGUGCAACGGAGCAACUGUAAAUUGUUCUGAUAAAAAACUUACGUCGAUUCCUCGAGAGUUGCCGAUUUACACAUCAACACUAUUAUUGGGGAAUAAUGAGAUUGAAAAAAUCAAAGCCGAUAGUCUGUUUGAAAAGCUCCCAGAAUUACAACACUUAGAUCUUCGAAGAAAUAAAAUUACCAGAAUAGAAGCGUCUGCUUUUAAAGGAGCUCAUCAACUUACUGAACUGCUCUUGUCUGACAAUAAACUAAGAGAAGUUCACGAUAAGAUGUUCACAGGGCUGGUUAACUUGAAAACUUUAAACUUGAGCGGUAAUGCAAUAACUUGUGUGAUGCCGAGUUCAUUCGAGGGUCUAGCUCACAUUCGCGAAAUCAACAUGCAAGGCAAUCCUUUAUCAUGCAAUUGUCAUCUGGCGUGGUUCGCCGAGUGGUUGAGAACUCGCGACAUUCCAGGCGUCAUUGGACGAUGCCACGAUCCUCCGAGAUUGAAGGACGCCCACGUUAAAGAUAUUCCGCGUCACGAGUUCAAAUGCAACAGUGAUAGUGUCGGGUGUCUCGGUGACGAUUACUGCCCACCGCGAUGUCACUGUGCAGGAUCAGUGGUAAGCUGCUCCAGAUCACAUCUAACGGAAAUACCCCGUGGCAUCCCACCAGAGACCACUGAACUGUACCUUGACGUAAAUGACAUAAAAACGAUUCAACCCGAGAGACUUAGCCACUUGAGGAUGCUGACAAGAUUGGACUUGAGUAACAACCAGAUUGUUAUGCUGGCGAAUGACACCUUCAAGAAUUUAACUAAAUUAUCUCACCUGAUAAUAAGCUACAACAAACUCCAGUGUGUACAGAAAGAUUCUUUAGCAGGACUCAAAUCUUUAAGGAUAAUUUCUCUUCAUGGAAAUGAAAUUUCUACGAUACCCGAAGGAACAUUUGAUGAUCUGAAGGCAAUAACGCAUGUGGCAUUGGGUUCGAACCCGCUCUACUGCGAUUGUCACAUGCGUUGGCUAGCAGAAUGGGUGAAAAAAGACUCAGAUGUUGAGCCUGGCAUCGCACGAUGUAUGGAGCCGCUGGCGAUGAAAGAAAAGUUGCUUUUGACAGCUCCUGCAAGCGCCUUUGUUUGCAAAACCAAACAACAACCUGCCGAGGUCUUGGCCAAGUGCGAUGUGUGUUACACCUACCCAUGUCAAAACAGUGGAUUAUGCGAGGCACUACAGGACAGGGAAUUCUAUUGCAAGUGCUCGCCAGGAUAUCACGGGGACCGGUGUCAACAUAAAAUUGACGCGUGCUAUGGAAAUCCUUGCCGGAACGCCGGAACUUGUAAAGUACUGGAAGAAGGAAGAUUCAGUUGCGACUGCGCCCCCGGAUACGAGGGACUCAGAUGUGAGAACAACGUCGACGACUGCGCAAACAACAAGUGCGCCAACAACUCAACCUGCGUGGACCUCGUUCAGGCCUACAGAUGCGACUGCGCACCGGGAUUCAUGGGAGAAUACUGCCAAACGAAAAUCCCAUUUUGCACAAAAGGACACGACCCAUGUGAGAACGGAGGCCGCUGUGUUGACCACCGGACCCACUACAGUUGUGAAUGCCCAAUCGGGUUCAGUGGCCUUAAUUGUUCCACCAAUUUGGAUGAUUGUGUCGAUCAUCUCUGCCAGAACGGUGCUACUUGCAUCGAUGGCAUAAACAAUUACGAAUGUAAGUGCCCGGCAGAAUACACAGGAAGGUAUUGUGAAGCGGCGCCUUCGACAGCUUUACUUUAUCCGCAAACAAGCCCGUGUGCUCAUCAUGAUUGUCAACACGGCGUUUGCUUCCAACCUUCUUCUGAUUCUGCUGCGGGUUAUCUUUGCCAGUGCCAUCCCGGUUACACUGGAAAACGAUGCGAGUACCUGACGAGCCUGAGCUUCGUGGACAAUAGCUCGCUGGUCGAGCUAGAGCCGCUUCGCACGAAGCCCGAGGCUAAUGUGACCAUCGUCUUCACAACCACUCACGAAAAUGGGGUUUUACUCUACGAUGGUAUAGAACAGAGUGGUGAACAUAUUGCAGUUGAACUAUUUAACGGUCGAGUACGAGUUUCAUAUGACGUUGGAAACUAUCCAACCUCCACGAUGUACAGCUACGAAAUGGUCUCAGAUGGAAAGCCACAUAUGGCCGAGCUUAUAGCAAUAAAGAAAAAUUUUACUCUGAGAGUAGAUCGAGGACUUGCUAGGAGCAUUAUCAAUGAAGGUACUAGGGAAUAUCUCAAGCUCAAUACCCCGAUGUACGUCGGUGGUGUACCAUCUGAAGUUGCCAGCAACGCAUUCUCACAAUUUCACCUCAGAAAUGUCACCAGUUUUCAAGGUUGCAUAUCAGGAAUGUGGAUAAAUCAUAAAUCAGUGGACUUUAGCAACGCUGCGAAGAUGCAUCGCGUGACUCCCGGAUGUGCUUCUGGGGAAGAGGAAGCCGAUGAAGCUGGGAAGGAUAUAGAAGCAGCUGAAUCUAAUAAUAGUGGUAACAUUGAAGACUCCAUGCAGCAUGAACACGUUGUGCAUGAUAAUUCAGAUACCGUUGUAUCAGUACCAGGCGCAAGUAUUAUCGAUCCUUGUACAGGUCACGAAUGCCACAAAGGCUCACAAUGUGUACCAUCUCUGUUCGGAAAUGGUUACUCUUGUCGGUGUCAGACUGGCUGGCAAGGACGAUAUUGCGAGAAAGCGCCAACUUGUCGUAAAGAACAUACCAGAGAGUAUUACAGCGAAAAUGGAUGCCGCAGCAGACGUCCAGUUAAAUUAGCCAAAUGUUGGGGCAGUUGUGGUAAUUCAUGUUGCCUUCCGCGAAAAACUAAGCGUCGUAAGGUCCGCUUGAUUUGUACCGAUGGAAAACGCUACACGAAAGAUGUUGACUUAAUACGUAAAUGUACGUGCACACGUAAAUGCUAUUAG
Messenger RNA from Cotesia congregata, 4050 nucleotides. The record is from the annotation of a GenBank genome assembly. Lineage: Eukaryota; Metazoa; Arthropoda; Insecta; Hymenoptera; Braconidae.